UUGCUGACCAUUGGGCGCCGUCAUUUAUCCCGCACUCUUUCUUUUUCUUGUAACGCCCAUCUCACUAUUGGCCAACCUUAACAGUCUUUGACCGCCAAGGUUGUUGUCAUUCCCACUGUCUCAGACUUUUCUCUUCUCCAUUACACAUAUCUACUCGACACAAAGUCCCGGAAGCCUCUAUCAAUUUUUUGAAUUCAGCAAGGCAGGAUGAAUCGUGGAGGUGGUCGUCAGUCGAUGUCGGACUUGAAGUUGAGGCGGCUGUUGGAGCAUAACCAACGUCUGAAAGAAGAUUUAGCUCGGCCUCGAGUAAGAGUUAGUGAGGCAAGCGCAAGCCUCAUUCGUUACUGCAAGACCACGAAGGACCAUCUGGUACCUUCCGUGUGGGGACCCGUUGGUCGUGCGGAUGAUCCUUACGGACCCACACGAAGUGGGCUCAAAUGUUGUUCGGUUCAGUGAUUUCCGAUAGCUCAUGGACGUGUCACCGUGUAUUUGUUUUCUGCGAUCCUCAGCAUGCCAUCCAUCUUCCCAUUCGUAUCUAUCAGAUCAUUUACCGUUCCCGCUAUCAUUCUGUUCUCGUGCUUACUAUACCUUUCCCUCGAACGAUAUCUGUUGUAGGUCUUCUUCUACUCCACUACUACUGUACAAUUAGCAAUCUAGUUGUUAUAUCCGUUC
Messenger RNA from Marasmius oreades (fairy-ring Marasmius), 672 nucleotides. RefSeq names its product Guanine nucleotide-binding protein subunit gamma 1. The record is from RefSeq and is a predicted model, not a curated record. Bases 208 to 456 code for a protein of 82 amino acids. Gene Ontology annotation, molecular function: G-protein beta-subunit binding. NCBI's taxonomy places the organism in Eukaryota, Fungi, Basidiomycota, Agaricomycetes, Agaricales, Marasmiaceae. Gene Ontology annotation, biological process: G protein-coupled receptor signaling pathway. Gene Ontology annotation, cellular component: heterotrimeric G-protein complex. The transcript has 4 exons.